Perca fluviatilis (European perch) is the source of this 1431-nucleotide messenger RNA. RefSeq names its product COP9 constitutive photomorphogenic homolog subunit 7A (gene cops7a). Gene Ontology annotation, biological process: COP9 signalosome assembly. The transcript has 8 exons. Gene Ontology annotation, cellular component: COP9 signalosome. NCBI's taxonomy places the organism in Eukaryota, Metazoa, Chordata, Actinopteri, Perciformes, Percidae. The record is from RefSeq and is a predicted model, not a curated record. The coding region runs from base 133 to 939 and encodes 268 amino acids.
UCUGAUACAGAUGCUGAUCGACAGCUGCACUUCUCCCGUCCAAUCAGCGCUUACGUUGCUUUGUUGUUGUACGUGUGCUGACAGCGGAACUGAACAAUCGACAGGCUGUCUGCUAGAAACCAACACAACAAGAUGGAGGUGGAGCAGCUCCUGUCUCUGUCAGGCCCAGCACUGGCCCAGGCUGUCAGCUCUCUGCUGGAGACCCCAGGCCUCUACGUCUUCUCUGACAUCCUGGAGCUGCCUAAUGUCAGAGAGAUGGAGAAUGGCCCUCAUGCACCAAUGUACCAGCUCCUCAACCUCUUUGCCUAUGGAACCUACUGCGACUACAAAGAGAGAGCAGCCUCUCUUCCAGAGUUGACCCCCGCACAGAGGAACAAACUCCGCCAUCUGUCCAUCAUCAGCCUGGCAUCCAACCUCAAGUGCCUGCCAUACUCGCUGCUCUUGCAGCAGCUGGAGCUGAAGAAUGUGCGGGAGCUGGAGGACCUGCUGAUCGACGCCGUGUACUGUGACAUCAUCCAGGGCAAACUGGACCAGAGGAACCAGCAGGUGGAGGUAGACUGCAGCGUGGGUCGUGACCUCGGCCCCAAUGAGCUCCCAAACAUAGUCAACACACUGCAGGAGUGGUGCACAGGGUGUGAAGCGGUGCUGUGCGGUAUUGAGGAGCAGGUCUCGAGGGCAAACCAAUACAGAGAGAGCCAGUUAAAGGUCAAAGUCCAAGUGGAAACAGAGGUCUCAAACCUACAGAAAACGUUAAAGGCCAGCGCCGCCUCCCCGUCAUCAGGCCCCGCCCCUGCUGGAGCCGCCUCCAACCAGGACGCAGACCAGCCUGCAGAGCCACGAGACCCCGCUUCCUCUCAGGAACCACGACAACCAGGCAAAAAGAGUUCAAAGGUGAAAGGGCUGCGUGGCAGUGGGAAGAUCUGGUCCAAGUCCAACUGAAGACAAGAGACUAAGAUGUGGAGACGGGGGGACUGAUGGACACUCUCACUGAUAAACGAACGGACACAUGGACAUGGUGACGGACAAACGGAUGUUCACGGACACACUCGACACAAUAAAACCAGGAAGCUUCAUGGGAACUUUUCUUGUCACCAAAUCUCACCUUGACAUAUUCAGAAACACACGCCGGUUGAUGGAAAACGACAGGUGUGACAUCCACUCUUGCAGUUGUUAAUAGCCUAACUGGCGGACUGUUAGUGUAUACACACACACACACACACACACACACACACACACACACACACACACACACACACACACACACAACACACGGAGUGUAUUUGAUGUGUAUGUGUGCAUCUUUAUUGGUUUAAAAAUGUUCUUUUGGUUUAGAUGAAUGCGCGUUGUAUUUUUUUUUUCUCUGCUGAGUUGAGACAUGUAUAAAAUCAGAAUAUAAAUUGUCGGGAAAUAAAACGAAGCCCUGUACCCUAA